GUCGUCUUUGUCGUUUUUUGAAGUGUGUACAACAAAAUAAAAUCACAAAUAAGAUAGAGAGAAUUCGCGCGCGGUUCGCUAUCCUUUUCGAAUGGGAAUUUUUCGUUUUCGUUUCGAGAGUGAUUCGUUUUACUGUGCGUUUCGUUUGACCGUUCCAAGUCCGUGAAUCGCAGAGCAGCUUUGUUGUUUUCGGUUGUUUUCUGCGGUGGUUCCCAAAAUUUCGUUACUUUUGUGUGCAUUGUAAUUUCUACCGUUAAAUCGGCACGAAUCUAUUGUUGUUUUGUUCUCUGUCGUGUUUCGCGGGAUUUUAAUUUUAGAGCAUAAUUAUUUUUAGACGCUGAAAAAUUAAAUUAACAAAAACGAAAAAACGGCUAAAAUACUGUAGUAGGCCGAAGGCAGAACAUUUAUAAAUAUAACAUAUAUACACACAUACACACCUAUAUAUACCAUACAUCGCAUCGUAUGGCUGUCUACAGUCCAACGACAACGACAAAAUAACAAACGGACGAAAUUAUGUAAUUGAGUUAAAUUAAAAUUUAAUUGAAACGAAAAAUUAAGUGCUUAUGAACAACUUGUUUUUCCUUUGAUCGAACUGACAUGCAAACACAUAUUGAUAGCAGCAGAGAGUGGCAUCGUUGCUGAUGAUGCCCCGUGUGUGUGCCACAAUUCAAUUCGUUCUGUUCGAUGUGCGCCGUUUUUUAUUGCUUUCCUUUUUGAUCGAAUGCCAUCGCUGUGAGAAAAGCAACGAAAGAUGGAAAGAAUGAAUGAAAGAAAGAGAGAUCGGAGAGCGUUAUUUGAUGCCGUUACUGCUGCUGCUGCUGCUGCUGCCGCCGCUGUCGUAGUUGCCGCUGCCGCUGUUGCCGAUGUGAAAUCAACAAAACAAAUGUAGACUAUUUAUCGCGGACCGACGAGAUAUUGGGAUAAUGUGUAGAAUUUGUAUACGGAACGUUUCUCGACGAUCUCCGCGAGAAUAUAUCGGUUGUAACAAAAAAAAAAUCGCUGAAUAGACUAUUUUACUGUAGUAUGUGUUGAUUGGAAGAGGCACAGGUUAGCUCUCCCGCAUUCAGGUGUCUAGGAACCGUUGAAACGCUUUAAUGUGCCCAAUUUCGCACAACGAAAUGGUGGUGGUACGUGCUCAAUUUAUAUACGACGCAUUGUUUUGAUAAUUAAUAAGAAGAAAAAUGACGUGCGCGAUCAAAUAAAGAGAAAAAAAGUUCCGUUCACAUUUUUAAACUAAAACAUUCUUAGUCUCGAAAACGGAGCUAUGAGAGAUCAAUUGGAAGUGAAAAUAUGUGCGAUCAUUGAUGGAUUCUAUUACACAUUGCGAAAAAAAAAUUCUAUUUUGUUUUUGCAUUAAAUAUGAUCAAACGAUCAAAGGGUGGAUAAGUGCAUCAAAGUGAUCGAAAACGAAAAUGGGUUUAGUGAAUGAUCGCAAUUUUCCGACGAAGGGUUUUUGUUUGAAACGCUGAUGGUUCAAUCUUUAAAUAUAAACUACGGUGACUACUCCUUCAAUUCAUGUAGGAAUUUUGAAGCAAAUAUAGCAUCAUUCGAAUUCCAACGAAAUUUCUGUGUAAUAAAGUCGAAAUAAAUAAAUGUCACGUCGAUUGUGGUGUGCAACUAAUAUGUGAGCGGCAAUUGGCUUUUCAAGUUAAAGCGAAGCAUAUCGAAAAAUCGACCAUAGAAAAAAAGUCAAAAAGAGAAAGGAAACACAACACAAAAUCGAAACCGCCCAAAACAAAUGUAAUAUUUAUUUUUAUAAUAUUCGAUCUAGAUUUGUACGGUGUGUGCGUGCGAAAAGAAAAAAAAAAUUGAGCCAACGAGAGUGGAGAGCGUUUUCGCGUUCGAACAUCACAUCAUCAUCAUCAGCAUAAAGGAAUCUCCUACUUCUGAAUAAAUGUAUUUAACCGAUAUAUUACACACGGUUGAUCGAUCUGUAUUGCUAGAUUGUAUAUACAAACUUAAACAAGACGACCUUCUCCUUUGGACAAACCGAGCAAACAUUUUUCCUGAACUAUAGACUAAGGCCAUCUCACAUCAUUAUAAUCCAAAAAAAAAAAACCAGCAAAACAAUCAACAUAUACCACACACACAUAAUUUACCUGAAUAUAUUGAGCGAACCAAACCAAACCAAAAUCAAAUCAAACAAUCACUAAAAGUUUCGAAUGAAAUAAAUUCCAAAAUAAACAAACAAAUCAAAAACCCAUGACAUCAAAGUGUUUCCCUGUGAGGUGAAUUGGAAGAGCACGUAAUAAAACCGUAACACACAUACACACACACAAUGGCAGACAAAAAAUCCUAUCGAACCAUUCAAUUUAAAAAACGAACUAAACGACAACAAUUGAUCACACCCGCAGCCUCACUGCAAUCGCUAUUCUCCGGUUCGAAUGCGUCAAUAAAUGCUACUACUGCUACUGGUGUUACGGAUAGCUCUGCUGCAGCAGCAGCAACAUCAUCAACGACAGCCAACGACGCCACCACUUCCAAUCAAGGCUUCAUUUCAAUUUCCGGCUCCAAUUGGAAUCGAUUGUCCAAAAAGAACAAAAUUGGCAAGAAAAUCGAUAAGGAUAAACCACCACGCGAACGAUGGCUACUGACGCGCAAAACAUGGAAGUACAUGGCCGAUGCGGGACGUAAAUUGAUUCCAGAUUACAUAAAAGGAAACUCUAGUGAUCCGCGAGAUUUGAAGCAGAUUGAGGAAUAUUUUCAACAUGUGUGCAACAAUGAACCGAAAUUUUUGCCAAUAUUUCGACGAAAGCAAUCCUUUCCCGGUGCAUUGGGCGUCACACCAUUCCGGCGAAGUGGAAAACUGCGACACACACACAAAUGGUUUGGCCGGAGUACGAAUCAUUUGGCACCAAUUUCCGACAAUAAAUCAAGUGGUUCGUCAAAUAUAUCGUCACCACCGACGAAAUUCAAUUCGGCCGAUGAGUCGGAAGAUGAAGGUCUUUCAGCGAAUGACAGCCAACGAAUGUUUUUGAUCAUUGAAAUGCUUGAAAAAUAUCUGAAGCUUUCGAGUGAUGCUGAACCAUUGAUCGAAGCAGCAGCCGAAGCCGGUGGUGGUAGUGGUAGUGCAAAUUUACCAAAAGAGAAUAGCUCAUCGCCAAAUGAGCUAAAUGAAUACGAUUCGAGUGCUUUUAAUUCGCCGGACAAUUUAUCGCCGCCACCUCACGGCGUCAAUACGGGUCAAUCAAUUGAUGCCGAAUAUCAAAAGUCAGUCGACGGAAAAAAAUAUUCGUUCGGCUGGAACGAGAGAAAUUCAUCAAAAUCAUCGCAUCAAACGCCAUUUGUUUGCUCUGAAUCCUCAUCGUAUCCUUCAUCACAACAGAAUCGCCGGCCUGUAGGCGGCCAACACACAUCAUUGUUGUUGGAAAAUUUACGAAAUUAUAGCCGAUCGACGCGGAGCUCGUUAUUGAGCACAAUGAAUUUCACUCCAGCUGUGCUGGACGAUAAACAACUGCUGCGGCGCAUACGUGAUGAAUUAAAGCAACAACAAUUGGAUAUUAUAUUGAAACGGCAUAGUCGACGACCGAUGGCAUCAGGUCCGGAUUCGGUUCCGCUGCGGUUGUCAACAUCACUUUUCACAUUGCCAACGCUAAAAUCCGUUCCACCGCGAACUAGUUCUGAUCACAAGGAUGGCAUCACCGGUAUUCCAUCGGCCCUGGAUGAAUUUAACGAUGCUGAUACGGCCAAUACAUGUUCACGUGUUCCAUUGAUAUCAAUCAAAUAUGCAUCGCAGGACAAACCGUUACAUUCGGCCACCGAACAAACGCAAACCGAUCCAAUUCCAGUGAACAAUAUUUAUCAGCAAUAUCAUGAGUUUUUGAAGCGACAGGAAAAGGAGCGUGUAGAACGAGAGCAAAUGACACAAAAGCAAAAUCUUCUUAGCAAAUCGAUGAGUACCGGAUGCAAAUCUGGUCUCGGUGAUUUAAAUACGAAACAUUCCAAACGCAAAAGCAGUAUUGAUAAUGAGGAUGUGUCACAAUCGGUGAGCGAUACAAUCAAACGUUAUUUGCGAAUGGCACGAAAAAAACCAGCCAACGAUCAAAAUGCAAAUCAAUUUAAGCGCAUCAAUUACGAUACAAAUUUGCGAAAUAUCACAUCGAAAGCGGAAAUUCCCCGGCCCGAUGAUCUCGACGUUGGCAACACCAAACACACGCAAACCAAUGACAAUUGGAUCGAAAUCGUUAUCCAAGAGAUCAAAGCACACAUGUCAGCUGACGAAUAUAAACAAUUACCGUUGAGUGAUUGUCCAGAGGACUACCAGCAAAGCACGUUAACCGAUCAUCGAAAGCCAACAUCCUCAUCAAUGCCAACCUCACCGACCGGAUUCUUCCACACAACAGGUAGCUGGACCAAAGACUCUCUUUUCGGUCACAAAAAGGAAGACCCAAGCAUAUUAAAUAUGCAGAAAUCCAAAUCGUCAACCAAUGUUGGACAGGUAUUUUCCAAGAAAAUCUGGAAAUCACGAUCGAAAAGCCAAACACGACCAGAUUCACCAGCACAGCCGCAUUGGACGCCACAAGGAAAUUGCAUUUGGAAAUCUUCAACUGGCAAAUAUUUACACUUGAAAAAGACUCAUUUGCACGAACUAAGCGAUGUCGAGCGGAAAAGUUUACAGCGCAUUGCAUUGGAUCGAAUAAAUCAAUUGAAUAUUGGUGUGCCGGUUAAAUUGCCAUCAGAAACAGCGACGACAGACGGUUUACAGCAAAAAAGUCAGAAGCGUCGAGCGCCACUUCUACUAAAGCGAAAGGCUUUGACCACAAGCUUUUUCGAUUCGAGUAAAAUCAAAAGUGAUGGCCGUAAAGGAAGUACAAACAAUGCAACUGGUGGUUUGAUAUUUGGUCAACCGCUGGAAAAGUGCUUGAGCAAUGACAAUGCGUUUGGGGCGUCGAGUAAACAGAAAGGUAGCGAUGAUAGUGGCGGGGGACAUAAACUAAGCCGAAAAUCACGCUGUUCCAUCACAUCAUUAGACGCACAGCUACCGGGUAGUGCAAUAUCCAGUGAUGGAAACUAUAGCGGAUCCUGUGACAGUUUGUUCUCGAAACACGAUACACGUUUCACGGCUUCGAACAGUGGUGAUAGUUUAAGUGAUGCCGGUGGCUUUGGAAAUAGCCUGGAAGAUGAUGAUGCCAGUUCAAAAUUUUCAAAUGGAAGCGUACGACAAACACAACCGCAAGUUCCACCAUUAAUUAUAGCUUGUAUCGAUCACCUCACAAAUUAUGGUCUGCAUGUUGUUGGCAUAUUUCGAGUGAGCACAUCAAAGCGACGAAUAAGAGAGUUACGCGAAGAACUUGACUGUGGUUCAUUGAAAACAUUCGAUUCAGAGACGAGUCCACAUGAUGUGGCUUCAUUGCUGAAAGAAUAUUUAAGAGAUCUACCCGAACCAUUACUCUGUCGAUCACUUUAUCAAGGUUUUCUAUCCACACAAAAAAUUCGAAAUCGUCGCCUGCAGUUAGAAGCUCUUUCACAUUUAAUACAAUUAUUACCAAUAGCUCAUCGUGAUACUUUGUAUGUGUUGUUAAAAUUUCUAGCGCUAGUCGCCCGCUGUUCGGACGAUGUCAUGAAUUUGGCAACAAAUACAUGCAUAUCAGUAGGAAAUAAAAUGGACAGUACGAAUUUGGCAACAGUCAUUGCACCAAACAUAUUGCAUUCAAACACCGAUGCAAAUAGUGCGGUCGCAACGGAUGAACAGGCCGAAGAGCGUCUUGAUGUGAUUAAUGUUGUGCGAACGAUGAUCGAUCAUUACGAAGAGCUGUUUACCGUGCCACCAGAUGUGAUGGACGACGUAUAUACCGUUAUGAUGGACUCACACCCUGAACAAUUGGACUAUAUAUUCGAUCGAAAGGAUAGCUAUGAGGCGAACAACAGUCGAAAAGAUGAAUCCACGUCUAGCCCGAAGAAAUCGCCUGGUCCACAAGUGCAUGCGCAUUUCUUUCCACAACACAGUCAAGAACGAUUCGAUCCAAGUGAGGAUACAUCAUCGCCCAGCGCGACGGCACACACCGAGGAAAGUGAUCAACCGCGACGGAUGUAUGUUCGCGAACAAUUUACACAUGAGAAUACCAGCACCGUGCGGGGAAAUGUAGCCGAACCAAGUGAUAGCAUCAUUAGGCGACGAGAGCGGAGCUCCCGAACGAAAAGUCUGAUUCCGGACCAGGAAAGUGUAUUUUCGCGACGAAGACGACGCGUGCCGAGCUCAUCGUCAAACACAUCGUCGCCGUUAACCGAUGAUGCCAUUCGAUAUAAUUUGAAUAUAUCACCACCGACGACGCCGACUAGCAAAUCCAAUUCAAAUGAAGUAUUAUUAGCCACGUUGAAACUGCCUGUUCAAAUGGUCCACACGCAAUCGGCGAUUCAUGCAGAUGUCGUAUCGACUGACGCUCCAUUGAGUCUCAACUCCGAUUUAUCGGAUAUUCCGUACAUCGAAGACGCCGAAACAAAUAACGGCUAUCGAAGCACAACGAAUGUUACACCGCAGCCAUCACCAACAAAAAUCACUUCCACAACCACAACACUUGGAUCGAUUACGAAAAAGAGUGGAUUCCCGUUAACUAAGCUGAAAUCACAGUUCAAACCCGCACAGCUCACGCUGACCACCGUUCCAAUUGAUCAGGGAACAAAAGAUGUCGAUAAGGGAAACAGUGUUUUGGGUUCGGGGAAACAAUCCGGAAUCAAUUCAGUUGAACCCAGCCCACAUAAUGUUCCGGUGAUGACAGCAAUUACAAACAUUGGCGGCGAUAUGAUGCGAUCAAAAACAGCUGAAUUUGAACGAAUGAUGAGUAAUCAGCAACAACAGCAGAAUAAAUCAAUCUUAAAAAGUCGUUCACAAACAAUGCAGUCACACGGUAGUUCUGGCGCACGUAGUAGCACAGAAUCAAAAAAUACGUCGCUAAAAACGUCUGAUUCAUCAUCGAAUGUACGCAAUGGGCCAAUUUAUAAGCGACGCGACGUUAUCUCAAGUGCUUUGAAUUUGAAAAAGUAACCACCACAGCAACAACAAUGUACUCAAUAUGACGUCAUGAAUAACAUACAGCAUACAAACACACGGAGUCACAUCAGAAUAGAACAGCAGCCACAACAACAAACAUUCACAAACCCGAAGUGGAAAAAAAACUAUUUUCGAAAUUAAAUCAAACCGCACCUCCUUUUCGUCUAGGUUUAGAUAGUUAUAUUAUGAAAUUUCUUUUUUUUUUCAAUGAUAUUUAUUGUUGCGAAAUUGAAGUGAAACAGAAAAAAAAACGUUGUUAUCUUGAGAGUGUGUCUCGCUCACCCAAUUUUUUUCUCUCUUUUUUCAUUAUCUCUAUCACUCUCUCGCUGUAUCUUCAUACCUAUAGUUAGUUAUCUUCAGAGCAUUCAAUCCGCUGGCUAUGUAGCGCUGCCGUUGAACAGCUGCUGUCAACAGCGGCUGUUGAUUACGUACUUGUGCAUGCGACACACUGUAAGUGCCACGCCAACCAAUACAUGCAGACGGAGCUAUGUGUGUACUACGUUCGUGCAUGUUCAUGCCUGUUAGAGAGGGUGCGCGGGGCCCACAGUGUUUCGCAUGCACAAGAACGUAACCAACAGCCGCCGUUGACAGCAGCUGUUCAAAAGCAGCACUACAUAGCCAGCAGUUUCAAUGCUCUGGUUAUUUUCAAAUUCGAAAUGGCGAAUGCACUUUCACAUUGUUGGCAUUGGUCGAGUCUAGUAAAAGAUGAAUUAAAAUGUACGCUGCAAUUUUUUCUAUCUAUAUCUCUCUGUUUUUCCCCACUUUAUCUAUUUCUAUCAAUCUUUUUUUUUUACUUGACGAACACACACACAAAAAAAAUGUUACUUUUUAUGACGAAGAAUCAAAGUUAUUUAUAGUCUAAUUUAUACAUUUUUAUUUGAUUAGGUUGAUCAAAGGUUUUAUGUUUAUAUUUCUGAAAAAAAAAAAUCGAAUUAUCGCCAAAUAUUUCCGAUGUAAAUAAAAUAUUCUUUCUUCUUUUAUUUUUUCUUGUAAGUUGUAAUAAUCAAUGGGAUUUUAUAUGUAUCGGAAAUUUUAACACUAAAAUUAUAAGCAAAAGAUCUAUUUUUAAUUUUUUGAUUCGCAAUUCAAACAAGCUGUGUAAAUAAAAUGUUUAUUAUGGAACAAAAAAUGUAAUAAUGUCAAAAAAAAAUAAAAAAAAAAUAAAUAAAUUAUCGUUAUGAACAAAA
Sitodiplosis mosellana (orange wheat blossom midge) is the source of this 8175-nucleotide messenger RNA. RefSeq lists its product as uncharacterized. The record is from RefSeq and is a predicted model, not a curated record. The coding region runs from base 2279 to 6982 and encodes 1567 amino acids. The transcript is spliced from 11 exons. Lineage: Eukaryota; Metazoa; Arthropoda; Insecta; Diptera; Cecidomyiidae. Gene Ontology annotation, biological process: signal transduction.